GCGACCCGACCCGACGGGGCACACCACGCCCAACCCAAGUUCGUAUCGUAAUCGUACGGCCGUCUGCCGCUCCUGUCUGCCUGUCUGUCUGCCUCUGUCAUUUCCGUGUAACCCUCGCUUCGAUUGAUUUUUUUUCCUUCUUGACCCAUUCCAUUCUGAGGUUGUGCCACGCGUCUGCAAGGAAGGACGUCGUUGUCUUGAAGGCAAGCGCCUGCUGUGGGCGUGGCACCUCCUCCUCCCCAGCUUGGGUUUUCCUGGCUAUGGCGUCGAACAUGGUGGACGAACCGCUUUACCCUAUCGCCAUCUUAAUCGACGAGCUUAAGAAUGACGAUAUCCAGUUGCGGCUGAAUUCAAUCAGGCGUCUGACAACCAUAGCCCGUGCUCUCGGCGAAGAACGCACCCGCAAGGAACUCAUCCCCUUCUUGAGCGAUUGCAAUGACGACGACGAUGAGGUCUUGUUGGCUAUGGCCGAAGAGCUUGGCAACUUCAUUCAGUAUGUUGGCGGGAUCGAGCACGCGCACUGUUUGCUCCCCCCCCUUGAAACUCUGUGUGCCGUGGAGGAACCCGUUGUGCGAGAGAAAGCCGUCGAGUCUCUUUGCAAGAUUGGCUCCCAGAUGAAAGAGCAGUAUGUCGUCGAUCAUUUCAUCCCGUUAACCAAGCGUCUUGGUGCAGGGGAGUGGUUUACGGCCCGUGUUUCUAGCUGCGGCCUCUUCUAUGUAGGUUAUCCUAGUGCAACUGAUCUUCUUCGUGCAGAUCUGAGAGCGCUUUAUGGGCAACUGUGCCACGAUGACAUGCCCAUGGUGAGACGAGCUGCAGCGAUGAAUUUGGGCAAGUUUGCCGCAACAAUUGAUGAACCACAGUACAUCAAGACGGAGAUUUUAACAUUCUUUAAGGAUCUUACUCAGGAUGAUCAAGAUUCUGUUCGUCUAUUAGCAGUGGAGGGAUGUGCUGCAAUUGGAAAGCUGCUUGACAGGCAGGAUUGCGUUGCGCAUGUUUUGCCGGUUAUUGUGGCUUUUUCGCAGGAUAAGUCCUGGCGCGUGAGGUUCAAUGUGGCAAACCAGUUGUAUGAGCUCUGUGAAGCAAUUGGUUCGGAGCUGGCGAGCGAUACGAGUCAGUAUGUUCGUGCUGCACUUGCAUCAAAUAUUAUGGGACUUGCACCACUUCUUGGCAAGGAGGUCACCAUUGAGCAGCUUUUACCAAUAUUCUUGAGUCUUCUGAAAGAUGAGUUCCCUGAUGUGCGUCUGAACAUCAUAAGCAAACUGGAUCAGGUUAACCAGGUUAUUGGCAUUGAUCUGCUGUCUCAGUCCCUUCUUCCGGCCAUUGUCGAACUUGCAGAGGACCGUCACUGGAGGGUACGAUUGGCCAUUAUCGAGUACAUUCCGCUGCUGGCCAGCCAGCUCGGUGUGGAGUUCUUCGAUGACAAGCUUGGCUCACUCUGCAUGUCGUGGCUGAACGACCAGGUGUAUUCAAUAAGGGAAGCGGCAACGGUCAACCUGAAGAGGUUGGCAGAGGAAUUUGGACCUGAGUGGGCACAGACGCACAUUGUCCCACAGGUUCUCAAGUUGAUUGACAAUAAUCAUUAUUUGUAUCGGAUGACGGUCUUGUUUGCCAUUUCUCUCCUUGCACCAGUUGUUGGGAGCGAAGUGACAUGUAGUGUAAUGCUCCCUGCGGUUAUAAGUGCCUCCAAGGACAGAGUGCCCAAUAUCAGAUUCAACGUUGCCAAAAUGCUCCAAAACUUGGUUCCAAUCCUAGAGACAUCGGUUGUGGAGCAGACGAUCCGGCCAUGCCUGUUAGAGCUCAACGAGGACCCUGACGCGGACGUGCGCUUUUUUGCGGACCAGGCCCUCCAGAAAUGCGACCAAGUCAUUUCACAAAGAAGAGCGGGCGGCGACCAUAGGAUGGGGGGUGUGGAUGGGUAAUGCAAAUGCGCGGCACACGGCUGUAGAAGAUGGAGACGGCGAUGUCAUGGGAGUUGGUUCUCGUUGACAUGUGUCAACUGCGGCGUUUCUGGGAAGAGGAGAGAAUGUUUUGAUGUUCAUGGCUCGAUUGCAGCCCGUUCAGCAUUCAGCUUUUCACUAACAGAUGAUGUUAUGCGGGGGGCGCAACGGGAUGGAGAGAGAGAGAGAGAGAGAGUCUGAAAAAUGAGGAGGAGAGAUGCAGCAAGACAUGCAUAUACGAAUUGCCUGCGGAACAUAAUGUACCUGGAGGCCAUGGAGUGAAGGGAAUUGCAUUUUGUGAUUUGAAAUGUGCACACACACACAGAGAGAGAGAGAGAGAGAGAGAGAGAGAGAGAGAGAGAGAGAGAGAGAAUCUGUGGAGGGUGUUGUCUGCUUAAAGCGGAAGUUGAUUGCUACGGAGUCGAGGGGUGACGAUGGUAGGUGCUGCGUUGUGAAGUCUCUGUUUUGUGCAUAGGAGACGGGAAGAGUCGACACUUUUGACAGGGGCAGAUUGGCAAGUGUAACCAGAGGGUGGUAUAAGGUGGCGAAGUCGGGGAUUCAGAGCUGAGGCUGAGGCGAGUGCUGUUGAUUUUGGGACAUUUUGAGCUUCAGCUGGCCAGCAAGAGGGCUUGCAGCGCGGCAGGUUACGUCAAUGUUUCAUGGCAUCCAAUUCGUGCAUGGUAUCGGUGAUCUUAUUGUAUUUGCAAUGCUGCCGAGGACUCGCAAUGGUACUGAUGCUCGCUUUGGGCGUCAUGUUUCUUUGGGCGUCACAUUUCUUUGGGCAUCACGUUCAUAGGACAGAAUUGUUAUCGGAUGUGAAGGUGAGGAUCUGAUCUAUCUAUCUAUCUAUCUGUCUUGAGUUCUCUGUGCUCUCUAUGGCAUGGCAUGGCAUGGCAUGGAUGGUCAAGCUGGUACGUCGAUUAGGAGGGAGUGUCCAUCGUUGGCGGUCCUUCGUUGCUCACCUGUGGCCCUUCCCAACAGAGGAUCAUUUUGAUUCAUGUGUUUUAGGGGUUUUGUCUUUGGGGGGUUGUUUGAAUGCUCUGCUGUCCCUCUGAAGCAUGCCGUGAGUUGUCCUCACUUGGUCUUAUUUUAGUGCCCAGCAAGUUUGCAAAGGCGGAUAAAGGGCUAGUGGAGGGAGGGAGGGAGGGAGGGAGGGAGGGGUGGAGCCGUUGUUGGCAGCUUUUUUCUUCAUUGUUGUUGUACGCCAGGGACAGAAAUUGUUUCCUCUGAGUGGGGAGAGCACGGAGGGAGGGGGUGAACUGGAGUGAUUAAAACACAGGCAGGAAAUAACUAAAGGCAAAGCGAAAUGGGCGAGAUCAUCGCCAAGAUGUUUUCAUUUAACAGAGUGUCCACGUUGUGCAAGUGCUGUCGACACUUGAUUUGAAAAAGAAUGCCCAACGGCGCUUUACAUGCGGUAGGCUGAUCCCCUAUUAUUUCCCCAUUUCUAUUUUUAGAAGAGUUGGGUCGGUUGAACUUCGUUCCAUCGCCAAAAUCGAAGUUCGUCGUUUCAUUUAUUUGCUCAAGGCUUAGUCGAGAUGUAGUUGAGCGAGCUCUUUUUUUUUUUUUUUUUUUUUUUUUUUUUUUUUUACUUUUUUAUUUUUUUAAGUUUUUUUUCCCUCAAACCGCGUAUGUAUUGGAUCACUGUGUUACGGCGGGCUUCUGCACCCCUGAUUGUGAUGAUGGCUGACUAAUUUGAAAUUUCUACUCCAUAUUCUAGUGUAGGUAACAGGGGUUUAACAGGGGUUUAACAGGGUUUGACAGGGGUUUAACAAGGGUUUUAAUAUAGCUGAGCGAAAGCACGAGCAAAAGUUAAAGCUGUUUAUAUAGCUGAGGGCAUCCUGGAUUGCAACAGAGAAAGAAAGGUAAUUUGGGAGUGUGUUGUGUUCUCGCUGAGCACGCGCGUCUGAAGUGUGUUGUGUUCUCUCGACUUUGUGAGGCGGACGUCAACGUGUGUGCUAGUGUGUAUUCGCUCUGACGAGUUUACGGGGGCGAAUGUGACAACAUGGAAGCGUAUUCCCCUCCGUCUUCCUGCUGAAACAACAGUAUACACCGGUGUGCCAUCAUCGUUGUGAUGGUCUGUCCGGCAUGCUCUUUUUGAUUGUCCCCUGAGCUUGCAAUUUCAUGACUUUAGUGAUGUGGUCCUGGCUUCAACGGUGGGUUAAUAAUAAUUAUAUAUGAAUCCCUCCUUGUUUCGCAGGCGAAGUGAAAUCUUCCAGCCUUCCUUUCCGCAUGAAAUGGCAGUUUAGAGAGUGUAGAGAGUACUCUUAAGCGAAAGCCUUCUCACUCUCACAGACAGCCUCUUGAAGGCUGAGGUGGGGUGUGAUGGUAAUCAGAUUGAAUAUGAAUGCACGAUUUGGAUGGGCCACAAGUAGCCCCAUACACUAACUUGUGGGGUCUGCUGAUGGGUCAGGGAUGAUUUCCCUUUUUGUAUAGAGAAGGUGAAAAGACACUAUCAGUGGGAUAAGAAGAAAAAAGAAAAAAGAAAAUUGCAUGCCCAAGGGGUCUCAGCCCCCCCACUUCUUGGAAAUGAACCCCAGCACGCCUC
Chara braunii is the source of this 4482-nucleotide messenger RNA. The record is from the annotation of a GenBank genome assembly. NCBI's taxonomy places the organism in Eukaryota, Viridiplantae, Streptophyta, Charophyceae, Charales, Characeae.